Messenger RNA from Saccostrea cuccullata (small rock oyster), 1650 nucleotides. RefSeq lists its product as uncharacterized. The transcript has 5 exons. NCBI's taxonomy places the organism in Eukaryota, Metazoa, Mollusca, Bivalvia, Ostreida, Ostreidae. The coding region runs from base 193 to 1029 and encodes 278 amino acids. The record is from RefSeq and is a predicted model, not a curated record.
GACAGAUAUACUUUUAAAGAACACAAAUUACUUAGCAACUAGGUACUUCCGUUCAUGGCUGAAAUUUAGUUCUGAAAAGAUUAUACCCGUAAUGGAGAGAUUUACUUAAGAAAUAUUUGACAUUUGCUCAGGGAAUACACAGGGGUACAUAGGAGAUUGGGGAUCCUCCCCCGCCCCCAGUAAGCCAGCAGAAUGAGUGACAUAGACAUGAUGUCUAGGAGUGACGGGAGGAUGGCGAGUGCUGCCAGCUCCUUCACCUACGUCCCUUUUGGAUUUACCUCCAAAACACAGUACGACGCCAACGAAUCCCUCAUUCAGAUUCGGAGUGAGAAUUUCUCAAAGGUCGAGCCCGAGAAAGACAACGACAUUUGGAAACGCCCACCCCCGGACUUUCGACCACAAGUUUUUGCACCAAAGCCUCCGAAAAGAAAUUCAAGGGAAGCCAUGAAACCCGAAAACUUUGGAACAUUUCCCGGGAAGCAUAAAACUGUGAAGAGACCUGAAAGGAAUGUAAUACCUCACAUGCUUCGUCCGGCAAAACCCGAGGAGGGACGAAUGAUUCUCCGGUACCAUAUAGAUCGCCCAUUUACUGCAAAGAAAAAGUUCGUGAGAGAAGGAAUGUAUAAAGCUGGAAAAUACUCAAAUCCGAAGCCUCAUGAUUUUAGAGGAUAUCCUCCAAUCAAAAAGCUGGGACUUGAUGAGUUUAUGACAGACUAUGAGAAGGACCCAUUUAAUAUUCACUUCCACACAGGCAGAUUGAAUAUAAUUCAUGGGGUUCCUAUGGAUAAAGCUGCUGAUAGAGACAUUCGAGGUAGACAGAUGGCGCCACCUAAAACACCGGAUAAGAAAUAUGAUGCUGAUUGGAUAUUACCUAAGGGACCUUGGCCAACCAAACCAGGCGAACUAAAUAGACAUCGAUUACGUCAUCGGCCCGCCCAUUCAGCGUUUAUGGAUCGCGUGGACAGAACAUUACAGCUACAGUGGGCAAAGGAGAAAAUGGACCAGGAAAUUGAAAACGUGGCCAGCUGAUGAAACUGCAGCCUAAACAAAUUAAUUGUGCUGAAAUUUGAGAAUUUGUAUGCACGGGCAUCUUAACAAUUUACUUUCGAUUCUUUCGAACACGAGGAUUAACAGCAUCAAUUGGACACGUGACCUGCAUGUACGAGUAUAAAUGAAUGAAUUUUAAUGCUAGACAUUGUGUUGUAUUCAUAUAUUCUCAAAGGAGAAAAAAAUGGAUGAAAUCGACUUAUCGUUCUUCUCUGUUUUGAAAUAAACGUUUAGUUUUUAUUGGAGAAGAUUCAUCACUUUUCGAACAUGUGUAUGGCAAAGCUGCACUGCAAAGCUUUUUAAAUGUGUCCCUUGAGGAACAAUUUGUCUGUGAUAUCGUAUGUCUGUGAUAUAUACUGUUCUAUUUUUAUUUAUUUUUUAUUUUGUUUGAAAUGAUGAACUUAAGUCACCCUGCGUUCAUUUGCAUUAUAAUCACGUUUCAAAAAUUGAACAGCAUUUAAGAAGAAAAAAAAAUGAAUAAAAAGGAAAUAUGUGGAAUACCAUCAUAUUUAUAAUGAUAUUAAAAACCCAGAAUAUUCCCACCAUAUAGGUACAAUGUAUAAUUAUCUAAAAAGGCUAUUAAAAAUUCUUAAAAUCUUGUCA